Messenger RNA from Aspergillus heteromorphus CBS 117.55, 793 nucleotides. RefSeq lists its product as uncharacterized. The transcript is spliced from 2 exons. The record is from RefSeq and is a predicted model, not a curated record. NCBI's taxonomy places the organism in Eukaryota, Fungi, Ascomycota, Eurotiomycetes, Eurotiales, Aspergillaceae. The coding region runs from base 1 to 705 and encodes 234 amino acids.
AUGAAAUCACCAUCCAUUCUAACCACCACCAUCCUCUCCCUCCUACCUUUCCUAACCCUAUCCACUACAUCUGCAUCUCCCACCAAAGGCCGGGUCCUGCUCCCAGAUACUUCAUCAUCUUCAUCAUCAUCAUCAUCAUCAUCAUCAGGGAUAACCACCGACCAAAUCCUCACCAUCGCCCCAACAUCCAACAGCUGCGCCAACCCCCCCGCAGCCGGCGAAUGCGCAACAGCCGACCAAGCGGCGCCCAACAUCGCCAAAUCCUUCGAUACGUACCAUGUCAGCUCGCGCGCCGAACAAGCCGCCGUCAUCGCGCUGAUGGCCUUCGAAAGCGAUGAUUUCAAGUAUAAUAAGAAUCAUUUCCCAGGUGUGCCGGGGCAGGGGACCCGAAACAUGCAAUCCCCCACCUUCAACAGCAAAUAUGCCUCGUCGAUCUCGGCGCUUGCCUCCGCGCUCGCCCAGCCGGGCGUCUCGAGCGACGCAACCAAAGUCCUGGAUCUGCUGCGCGGCAACGAGGAGUACGAUUUCGGAUCCGGGGCGUGGUUCCUGACCACCCAGUGCAGCGCGGAUGUGCGCACCCAGUUGCAGUCCGGGUCCCAGGCGGGGUGGAGUGCCUAUAUCCAGUCUUGCGUGGGGACGGACGCGAAUGAUGCGAGGAAGGCGUAUUGGGAGAGGGCGGUGCAGGCUCUGGGGGUUAGUUCUUAGGGUUUGAUCAGAGGGAGUGUGGAUGUGGAUGUGUCGGUGUAGGAGUCGGGUAGAUAGGAUAGGAUAUAGGAUGGGAGUUAAGAUAUUG